Molecule: messenger RNA, 1257 nt
Organism: Chelmon rostratus (copperband butterflyfish)
Lineage: Eukaryota; Metazoa; Chordata; Actinopteri; Chaetodontiformes; Chaetodontidae
Gene: he2
Product: high choriolytic enzyme 1
Exons: 9
Coding region: 41-895 (284 amino acids)
Biological process (GO): proteolysis
Molecular function (GO): metalloendopeptidase activity; zinc ion binding
Source: RefSeq, a predicted model, not a curated record
UGGAGGACUGCAGACUGAAACACCAGUCUGACACACAGCAAUGCAUUCUACCAUGAUCCUUCUGGGCAUCUUGUUUGUCUUGCUGACCCAGGCGUACACUCUACCUCUUAAGAAUUCUACUGGGGUGCAUGAGGGGAAAGUGAGGUUGAAAAGGAAAUACUCAGAUGAAAUUGUAGACCGUGACGAAAUGAACGCAAUGGACCAAAUCCUGAUAGUCAAUGGCAGGCUGCGAGUCCCCCGAGGACUGGCAUUCAGAGAGGGAGAUAUUGCCAGCUCGUAUAUACGGAGUGCCAUAACCUGCCCUGGCAAUGCCUGUCUGUGGCCUAAAUCAAUUGAUGGAUUUGUUUAUGUACCCUACAUCCUCUCUCCACUAUAUGACGACAUGGACAGAAUCACCAUAGAGAAUGGGAUGCAAGACAUUUCCACUGACACAUGUAUUAAGUUCGUUCCACGCACUCAUGAAGGCAACUUCCUUGAUAUUCAGCCCAGAUAUGGCUGCUGGUCAUUCCUGGGGCAGACUGGCGGAAGCCAGACCCUGUCACUGCAGACCCCUGGGUGCAUGUGGUCAGGAGUGGCUGCCCACGAGUUAAUGCACGCCCUUGGCUUUGUGCACGAGCAGUCUCGCUCAGACCGAGACCACUAUGUCACAAUUGUAUGGAAAAACAUCUUGCCAGACCAAAUGCAUAACUUCAGGAAACAGGUGACAAACAAUCUCAAUAGCCCAUAUGACUACAACUCUGUCAUGCAUUAUGGAAGAUAUGCCUUCUCUGAAGAUGGUGGACCAACUAUAAUCCCCAAACCUGAUCCUUACAUUCCCAUUGGCCAGAGAGAUGGACCCAGUAUUCUAGACCUUCACAAAAUAAAUGUCCUAUAUAACUGUGGUGCCAACGAGUAACUGGAUCCAGAGUGUGACAUCCUGUUAUUAUUAAAUCUGCUCUCAGGUCAUGUCAGAUGUGGAAAAAAGGUUAAUUAUAACUUCUGGUCUUAAGUAGAAAAUACGGGCAACAUUACAGCAAUUUCAUUUUUCUCUCUUAGUGUUUUGAAUUAUCACAAAUUCUAGUCUGUACUUUUAGAUUGUGUUCACUCAUUUCUGAGUGCAAUCUUCUGAUCUGCGGUGUCACACUGUGCAAAUUAAAAGGGCCUUAAAAUUGCAUUUCUCUAAUAUAACUAAAAUUAGCAUUGUGAUAAGUUUUACGUGCCUGCCGCUGACAACUAGAUUGCUGCAUCCAAUCUCUGAAUCACUUUGUUCCAUCCUCU